AUGGCUAUUAUUUUGAGGUUUGUUGACAAAAAUGAUUUCAUUAAAGAGUAUUUCUUUCAUGUUGUGCAUGUUAGAGAUACUACUGCGUUGACCCUAAAGAAUGAGAUAUAUGCUGUCCUUUCUCGUUACAACCUUCACAUUGAGAAUAUUCAAGGUCAAGGGUAUAAUGGAUCUAUUAUAGCAUUUACAGAAGUAAAAGUUGUUCAUCAAUUCUAUGAUCAUUUGACUAAUAUUAUCAAUAUUGUCAUUGGUUCUAGUAAGCGUAAUGAUGAAUUGCAAUAUGCUCAAGGGGAACAAAUUGAGAAUAUGAUUGCUUCCAAUGAAAUUGAGACUGAAAGAGGAGAAAACCAAAUUAAGAUUAUGGGAAUUACUAAUAUUCUUUUCCAAGCUUUGCAACAACAUUCUCAGGAUCUUUUAAAUGCCAUGCAUUUAGUUUCAACUACAAAAUCACUUAUUCAAAAGUUGAGAGAUGAUGGACGGGAGCCUUUACAUGCUAGUGUUACAUCAUUUUGUGGACAACAUGAAAUUGAUAUUCCUGAUUUAAAUGCUCGUUACACUAAAGCUCGAGGUAGAUACCGUUAUCAAGAUGAAACUUUGACUACAAUAGAACAUCAUUUAAGAAUUGACAUAUUUACAGUUUCAAUAGAUUUUCAAUUGCAAGAAUUGAAUAGUAGAUUUUGUGUGCUAACAGCAGAUCUUCUCAGUCUUAGUUCAGCAUUAAAUCCUAAGGAUGCUUUUAGAUCAUUCAAAAUUGGUGAUAUUUGCAAUUCGGCUAAAAGAUAUUAUCCUCAAGAUUUCACUAAGCAGGAAAUUUGUCUUUUGAAGCAUCAAUUGCAACAUUAUGAGCUUGAUGUGACAAAGCAUCCAGAUUUUCAGAAUAUGGGUACAAUAUCUGAGCUAUGUAGGGGAUUAAAAAUUUCAGGAAAGUCUAAAUUUUAUCAUUUAAUUGAUAGACUGAUUCGUCUUGUGUUAACUCUUCCAGUUUCUACAGCAACUACAGAAUGA
Quercus lobata is the source of this 1005-nucleotide messenger RNA. RefSeq lists its product as uncharacterized. The transcript is spliced from 3 exons. Bases 1 to 1005 code for a protein of 334 amino acids. NCBI's taxonomy places the organism in Eukaryota, Viridiplantae, Streptophyta, Magnoliopsida, Fagales, Fagaceae. The record is from RefSeq and is a predicted model, not a curated record.